This is a messenger RNA of Maniola jurtina (meadow brown), 4221 nucleotides long. It is a transcript of the gene cos, whose product is annotated as kinesin-like protein costa. The record is from RefSeq and is a predicted model, not a curated record. The transcript has 6 exons. Gene Ontology annotation, biological process: mitotic spindle organization; microtubule-based movement. Lineage: Eukaryota; Metazoa; Arthropoda; Insecta; Lepidoptera; Nymphalidae. Gene Ontology annotation, molecular function: microtubule motor activity; microtubule binding; ATP binding. The coding region runs from base 229 to 3027 and encodes 932 amino acids.
UAAUGUUUCAACUUUCAUGGUUUUACAAAAAUAAAAAUGUUUGCUUCUUACAAUAUUUACAUAAUACAUAGUAAAAGCUUUGUAAAUUGGUAAAUAACUUGCAUUAUAGGGUUGCUAUUGGAGGACUAUAAAGUUUCUUAAAAUAUUUAAUAAAUAGUGAUCCGCGUGAAAAAUAUGUACGGAUAGCUUACAGUAUUUGUGUAACACUCGUCGUUAAAGUGCUCAAAAAUGGAUAUACCAGUACAAAUAGCCAUCCGACUUAAACCACCGAGUAUUGCAGACUCAUUACAGUGCAUAUUUAGCAACCCAGUGACACAAAUCGUUAUAACAGAGAGUGGUCAAACUUUUCAUGUGAACAGAGCGCUACCAGUAGAUUGCACUCAAGUCCAUCUGUUUAAUUCCUUUAUGAUACCACAGAUAAACUGCUUUUUAGAUGGCUGUGAUACUUCUGUUAUUGUUUUUGGGCAACCUAAGUCUGGGAAAACUUAUACUUUGUUUGGUCCAGGUUUUGAAUGUAUACACAGUGAAUGUGAUCAAGGAAUAGUUCCAAGAUUUUUGUCUGAAAUAUUCCAUAGACUGGGUCAGCUACCAGAGAGAGAAUAUAUACUACAUAUAACAUGGAUGCAAGUUGUUAACAAUAAUAUAUUUGAUGUUUUGGGUGCGGGCUUAGUAAGGUGCACCAAUGUAGAAGAAGCUUUCCAGUAUCUACAGUUAGGAUGGCGACAGAGAUGUCUUGGCAACAAUCACACAGUUUUCACUGUCAGUAUGGAACAAAAAUGGGUGGGCACUAAUGGUAUACUGAACCACAGAAUGUCUACAGCAAGCUUUUGUGAUUUAGCAGCUUACCCUGAACCAGGCCUAUUUGCCUUAGAGAAUAUUAUAAAGGAGCUAGUAGCAGGAAACCCACCAAAGCAAAUAAACUAUGAUAGGUGUAUAUUAACUGCUAUGCUAAGAGAUUCGUUUGGUGGAAGAGCAUUUACUUGGGUCAUAGGUUGUAUUAGUACAGAGCCUGAUGAUUAUCAAGAUACUCUCAAGAUUCUUAAUUUAUGUUUGUUUUGUAGAGGUAUUAAGAAUUUUGUUACUGUUAAUUUAUUUGCUGACAACAAUACUCCUGUAUAUACAGACAAAGCUGUGAUGCCGACAGAUAAUGCAUUUAAUUUACAAUUUGCUACAGCUCAGUGGAUCAAAUUAGUAUCAAAUGCUGAAGGACUUUUUAAUAAAAUUUUACAGUCAAAAUCUUUAUCAGAAACUGACAUGAAUCAAGUGAGUGAAUGGCUAUUUUUAAAGGCUGAAUGUGACGAAUGCUUGAAUAGUGAUAUGACUACAGAUAAUAAGGACACUGGUACUAAACAAGGUUUACCUAGAAUAGCGGAGGACACAGAGCCGAGUGAGCCGAGUGAAUCAGAUGUGGAAUCUGACAGUGAGGAUUCUGACUCUGAAACAGUUUUCCAAGAUAAACUUGAAAAGCUAAUGGAUUACUUUAGAGAGAAAAAUGAUCAAUUGUUUGCUGACAGAUGUGAAGAAUACUUGAACCACAUUGAUUCUGAUGAUAUUACAAUAUCAGAAACCAGUGGUUCACAAUCCUUGCCCAUAAUGACAUCACAGUCUAAUUCUGGACGAAGAAGGACUAUUCAGCCUGGAGAGAGUAUUUCAGGAGAGCAGUUGGAACUUUUAAGGAAAGUGGCUGCCAAAGCUAUUUCACCAGAAUCUCAGAAAAUUAUAAUAGAAUCUCAUAAAAAAGAAAUAGAUCCUGAGCCUAAGUUGAUUGAAAGAGAGUUACUUAAGAUGAUAGAUUCUCCAAAGAUAAAUGAGAUAUGCAAAAAAUACAAAAUGACUAAAGAAAAAUAUACACAAAAGCAAAUCUUAGCACGAAAGUUAUCCAAAGAGAUCAGCAGCAGUCAAACACAAUUAAAAGAAUUGAUAAAUCUUUGUAUAGCUAAGCAGAGAUUAAUAGAUGAUCUUUAUAAACCAUCACAUCCUCGCAGUAAAGCCUGUACAGAGAAAGUUGAAUCAAGUUUAGUAGAUCAAGAUACAGCGAGAGAAAUAAAAAGACAUGAAACAAAUUUAAAGACUUAUAAGAAACAGAUAGAACAAAUAAAGAGGCAAAUUAAAAAGGAUGAAAAAAGAAAGAAUACGUUAGAUAUAGAACUUCUCAAAGAUAAAUUAAAGUUAGACGAGCUGUCCGAGUCCUCAAUAGAUGGAAAGGAUAGAAAAUCUCACUCAAUAAAACAUUUCACUCAUAGGAUAACACAGUUAGAUAGUAUUUUAAAGGAAAAAACCAAUGAUUUAGCGAAUUUAGAAUUAUCAAAAGAAAAAGAGUUAAUGUUACGUAAGGAGAUCAAAAAUUUACGAAAAACAAGAGAAUGUUUACAUGAGCAACGUUGUAGCUUAGGUCAUAAGAGAAAAAUGUACAAAUCACUUUCAGACUCUGAGGAGCGCAAAUUACUGGAAUGUGAAGAGGCUAUAGAAGCAAUAGACACUGCCAUAGAGUAUAAGAAUAAUUUGAUAUGUGGAAGAUCACCAUCCGCUUCUCUAUCUGACUCUCAAGACAACAAGGACGGCCGGAGCCGGGGCGAACAGAUGUUGAUGGCCAGACUUGAUAAGCUCUCCCAUGAUGAGAUGAAGACAUUAUUGUACAGAUAUUUUCAAAAGGUGGUGGAUUUGCGUGGUGCAUGUGCGGCCUUAGAAGCGGGCGCAGCGGAGGCGGCGGAUGAAGCGGCGGCCUGGCGAGCGCGUGCCGCCGCCGCUUGGCGACAUGCGCAGCGCGCUAGGCCCCUGCCUCACAGGUGUGUUGACGGCAGCAACGCGCAGCGAGCCCUGUCGCUCGGCAUGACGACAGACUCGGAGACAUCAGACGACGCCUUGCGAUUGGUUGACCGCGUAAGACAACUCGCGAGAUACCCACCGGCUCCCGUGAUUCCCAGACAAAACUUAAGACAGCUAAUGCCAGCUACGUACCUACCCGUGGCCAAAGUGACGAAGGAAAAGAACAAGUUGGUGAUUGUACAGCAAAGCAAGAAGAACUGAUAUCGGGCGAUCUUUUUAUGUUUACCGCUCAAUAUAAUUUUAAUUCUCUCUAUUUAUUCACUUCUACUCCUCGUGUUUGAUGAGAUCUAUAUACUUUUGAACUGUAUUAGUAAAUUGCGAAAUUAUGUUGUCCUUAUUUUAAGUCGACUAUUUAUUGAUCUUGAGGAAGCCUAUGUCCAACAAUAGACGCAAAUAAGCUGAUGAUUUUGAUUGAAAUCAGAAAGUGAAUCUUCGUUAAAUACUCAACCGGAUUCAAGUGGCAAUUUUUAUUUAGGAAAAACAAAGACGAUUCUCAGUUAUUUUAUAAUUCCUUGAUAAACCUUAAAGCACGCUAAUGAAGUCAUAGGAAAAGCGAGUUUUAGAGAUUCAACAGUAUAAUUUAUGAUGUUCUUGUUUACAUUAUUGGCAUAGUAUAAUAAUGCAAUGAGUAUGAUUUGUCUAGACUCUACUAUCGCUUGGGAAAACAGAUUUUACUAGCAAGAACUAUUCUUUUUGCUCUUUUAAAGUAAAUCAUCAUCACUUGCUAGCAGGUCUGAUUGCAGCCAAGCGCUAGUCUAUAUAAUUUAAAAAAAAAAAAAUCUCUUUUCAAGUAGUUCUCUUUUAAAAUAAAUGUUACAUUAUUUUGUGGAGUGCUAAAUACAAAGCCGACAGUUUCCAAUAUCUCUCCAAGCUGAUAAAGCCUUAAAUCAACUUUCUAAUCAUCGCCUAAAAAUAUAGGGUAGUAACAUUGUGAUUUGAAUAUAUUUGAUAAUUUAGCACUUGCUUUGUGCAAUUUAUUAAUUUUGAAAAUAUAACUAAGCACAAAAUUGUUUAAAAUAAAAUAGAUUUUUAUAUGCCCUAAUCAUUUAAGAUUCAUUAAAAUUGUGUUCAAUACAUCACUGACAAUAGUUAAUUCAUCGAAUAUAUGCAUUUAAAUAUACAUAGAAAGGUUAAGAAGAUCUUAAAAUAGAAACAAAAUUGUUGACUAGUAUUUGAUGUCAUAUUAGCUGAUUGCAUAUAUGUACAUAUUACAAACGACUCGAAUCGCACGUGGCGAUUUUACACUGAGUUAUUAGUUAAACACUAGUCUAAUUAAGGUGCAUGACACGGGUCUGCCCGCGAAAUUCAAAUUUAAUUCGGUUUUUCGCAAUUUGUAAACUAAUACGACAAAGUAGGCUUAUGGCAUUCUAGUUCCGCCAAUGGCAGUAUCAUUUU